Messenger RNA from Mesorhabditis spiculigera, 1029 nucleotides. The record is from the annotation of a GenBank genome assembly. Lineage: Eukaryota; Metazoa; Nematoda; Chromadorea; Rhabditida; Rhabditidae.
AUGGUGGAGAGUCGGGAAGGCGUUCGAAUCUGCACCGGAUAUCCCCAUAAACAGCUCUAUCAUUGUCUAGAGAAGUGGAUAACACCCGGAGAAGUGGUACCGGGAUACCCUCGAUCUUGUGAAACGUGGGCUGUAAAUCCUCAGACAUACCCAUUGCGGCGCUACCGUAUGAAGAAUGCGGCGUAUACGCUCGGAUUUCUUCGGCUUCUCCAGAAGAUCCAUUCCACAGCUGAGUUCUCAAUUGAAGGCAAUACCGACGGAGUAUGGCCGCUCGAUGAUACCCCAUUCCAGCAUUGGCGACUGUGUAGACAGCGUGCGGGGCCACGUGGCUGGCAGUACAACGCUGCUUUAUGGAAUGCGAUACAACUGCGGUGGUACAAGAACUCGCGUUCCAUAGAGAUCUACCCUGUGCUGCGCGCAAUUCGAUGGAUGAGAAAAUUUUGGUGUGUCUUUCCUUACGAGACCCGCACCCCGCGCAUCGUGCAAAUGAUCGGUGGCCGGCCGGAAGUCUUCCAAGUCACAAGGGCUUCACUGCUAGGACCCACGACACGCUCUCUGACGGAAUUGACAAUGAUCGCCGACAGAAUUUGCCGCGAUUCCUUCGAGCCAUGGCCCACACGAGCAUUUAUCUGGGAAAGUCACGUGAUCGAGGAGAGUAUGCCGGCUGUUUUGGAAUUGUUGCCUCGAUCUCCAUCAUUACCCCCCGGUAAGCUCAUGACGCAUUUUGGGGCAUUCGAGGAGAUGCCCGACGAUCCGGUGACGUUGGUUACGGAUAUGUUGUUGGAUGGGGGUUUGAAGCCUUUGCCCUCUGAUUGGCCAUCUACCAUCGCCUUUCGUGACGCUUUCGAUCGAUAUGUGGCCGAGGAAUUCGGUACUGAAAAGGGAACGUGGUUCUUUCAAUGGCCAAACUCGGAAAAAGAAGUGCUGUUACAGCUGCGAUACCAUGAGGCCUUCCCACCAUACGCUCAAAAAUGCCAACCCCACGUGACCAUCACCAUUAUGGUGGUCCCCAGCUGCUGGAAUCGACCA